UUUAAACAGAGAGAUAGUAUCAUAAAGAAAAAAGAAAAGCACACUACCUCUACUUUGCUCGCCUUAAUUAAUUACUUCGCCAGGAACCACAUUCCUUACCCUCCGAUCGCACUCAGUCCGCUGCCCGCCUGUCCCUCGGAAAGAGCAAGAAAAACGCGCGGCCUACUCUAUCCAAACCCAGCAACGAGUUCCUCUCCCUUGGUCUGUCCAUCGUUGAUAAACCGUUGUUAGCAAACGAAGAAUCCUUAUUCUCUGCAAGUUUCCCCAGCUUACUGUCCCAUGCCAGCAUCUCGUCCUCAGCAUACUGACCAACACGCGAAACGGACGACUGCAGCUCCCACACCAUCCUGUACCAGCAAGAACAACAACAACAUCCUCUCUGUCCCAAGCGACCAACGCCAUCAGCACCACCAGCACCACGAGCAGCAUCAGCAGGAACUCGAUUCUGUUGUAUCCAGUCCUCAGAGUAGUCCAACAAAUCCACACCCCAGCCGUUUUAUCGCGCCUCAGUCUUCUCUGACCCUUGCAAGCUUUCACAAAAGAUCUCUGCCGGACACCGAUCAUGUUACUGAUACCGACAGCAACACUCGAGACUACACCGGCAACACCGGUGCGUCUCCUGAUCUGCAUGCAAUCAGUGUGCGGUCGGUUCCCACCUCAGCCUCCCCCUCGUCUUCAGCCUCAGGUCAUUCGCACUCGAACCACAGGAAUGUAGCAAUCUCAUGUGUCAAAGCUCAACCGCAACCGCGACACCCUUCUCAGGCUCAUCAUCAGACACAAAGCCAGGCUCUGCCUCAGAGCCGCGUGCAAAGUCCAUCUCAAAUGAUUGCGCUGAAUGAGGCUCGCGUGUUUGCCCAGCAGCUGCUUCAGCAGCAAUUGCAUCAGCAGCAGUAUUACAUUAGUCAACAAAAUCAGCAACCUCAACAUCCCAGUCAACAACAGGGGUCUCAUCUCGACACCGCGCGCUACGCCAGUCUAACGCCGACUGGAGCGCGGUCGAUUACUGGACCAAUGAUGAGUGCACGGGGCAGUACUGCGGCAAGUACUAUCGGAGGCGGAGCCGCAAACCCAGUUCAAGGAGGAACACGAGGAAACGCAGAUGAACCGAUGGAGCAAACACUUCUUCUUGUCCGACCCGUGUGGGUGUUAGAUCAGGAUGCUGCAGCUUGCAGCAUUUGCGCGAGAACCUUCAACGCCGUUCGACGUAAGGUAAAGAAGUGCAUUCCUCCUUUUCCCAGAAUGCGCCUUUUUUUUUGUCCCUGCAUUCCGAACCAUUGCCUGGCGCGCAAACACGGCAUUGGCUAGUCCCUGAUAUGUUGGCGCGAUUCCCAAAGGGCCUAUUAGACCUUUUGUCUUGAGCGAGUAUGGACACAGAUCUAUUCACUACGUGACGGCAAAGGGGAGAAUAACAUCACUUUGACACUUAUGAGUCAUGGGAUUGAU
Molecule: messenger RNA, 1443 nt
Organism: Gamsiella multidivaricata
Lineage: Eukaryota; Fungi; Mortierellomycota; Mortierellomycetes; Mortierellales; Mortierellaceae
Exons: 1
Coding region: 280-1305 (341 amino acids)
Source: RefSeq, a predicted model, not a curated record